UAGCACACAGGUUAAGCCUCUCGCUGCAAGUAGACUGUGCUGCCCUUUGUCUCACUAUGGACCAGCCAUAUUUAUUGUUUUGUAUACUGUUGGAAGUCCUGGCUGUAAACUGUCAGAAUGUUGGAGAGGAACGAAUAGUGGGAGGAUAUGCACCGGUUCCACAUUCCAUCAAGUACAUUGUGUCGAUACAGACAUUGGAACGAAAGCACUUCUGUGGGGGUUUCUUGAUUAAUAAGCACUGGGUAGUCACAGCAGCACACUGUAACAUCGGGGUGAAAAACAUGAUGAUUGUUGGAGGAGACUACUCUCUUUCUAUAUAUGAGGGCACAGAGCAAGAAAUCCUUCCCCACAUUUUGGUGCCACAUCCUUCAUACAACAAAAUCACAAACAACUGUGAUAUUAUGCUUAUUAAGCUGAGGGCUCCAUUCUAUCUGAACAGCUACGUCUCCAUCACUCUACUGCCCAGACAGGGCGCCCCCAUUGCAGAGGGCAGACUGUGUCGUGUGUCGGGCUGGGGAUACACAAAUCCCAGUGGAGGCCCGAUCCCCUCCACCCUCCGAACUGUAAUGCUCCCCAUUGUCUCCACAGAAAAAUGUAACAGCAGUGAGUCAUUUAGUGGCAACAUCACAGAAAACAUGCUGUGUGCUGGUUACAGUCUUGGUGGAAAAGAUGCCUGUCAGGGGGACUCGGGGGGUCCACUUGUUUGCGAUGGCCGGGUCUAUGGUGUCGUGUCCUGGGGGAAAGGUUGUGCUGAUGCUCAGUUUCCUGGAGUCUACACUGCUGUGUCCAAGUUCCGCAGGUGGAUAGACAACACCAUAUUUAGCUACUACAGCAGAUGCAACAAGAAUUAGAGCCCAGUGCAACUUUUCACUGUUGCCUUAUGUGACCUAAGUUAGGCUUGUUUUGCCCUUCAUGCACAUUUGAGUGUAUGCUCAUGUGUUAAAGGAAUAUUUAGAAAAAUAUUUGAUUUGCUUUCUUACUCAAAUUUGGAUGAAAAAGGGUGCCUUUAUAUGAGGCUACAGUGUGGGGCCUGUCAAAGGUAACAAAACAAACCUCCAAGCACUUUUAAGUCUUGCACGUCACUUGGUAAUAUUUCCAGCAGGUAAAAAGUUAAGAACAUUUUCAGUUUCUUCUCACUAUUGGCAACGAAGCAAAUCUGACAAUUUUCCAAAAUGUUCAACUAGUUCUUGAGCGGUUGUUACUUGACCUCAAGUAAAUGUUGUGUCAGUCAAAAGCUAGAAACAAUGGGCAACCGUUUUUGAGUUUUACAUUUAGUUUGCCAGCUGCUGAUCUAUUUUAGGCAACUCAUAAACAAUAGAAAUACAGUGGAAUCCACCAAUACUCUCAGGCAAAGCAGAACACGUUGAACACAUUUCCACAGCGUCACGAUUGAGGUGCCAAAUCCUUCAGAGUCUCGUGGAAAAGAGAACAACAGAAAAACAUAGUCAUGAUACCAUGUUUCAGUCAUGAUACAUCACAGUUUAUGUUCUAAAAUCCUUUAAGAAGUCAAGAAAGCUCACAGUCAUAUCCAGGACAAAUUACUCAUGUUUCACUAAAAUCUGAUCAAUAAUAUAGGAGGAGUAGCAACGUUGUGAAAAUGACAGUGCCUGUAAAAUUAUAAAAAUGACCUAAACCUUGGUUACACUUUGGGUGAAGACCAAUUAGGGGAUCAUUGUGUGCACUGUAAGUUUGAGUAUAUUCUGACAAAUACAGAGGUAGUAUCAACAAUUCUUGUGAACUCCGGUGAGAUAGACAGAUACUUUGUGGACACUUUGCUAUCACACAUGCUCAUCGGUCCUUUGGCUGGAUGAGCUCAAAACAUAUGAAAUGCUGUAAAUAAAGCAUGCUUACAUUUAACCGAGCAUAUUGUGGCUAUUACUGUAACAUCACAAGUCGUAUAGCUUGUUCAUGAGUCAUAGAAAAUAGAAACAACCGCAGGAACUGAGUUUACUGAGUCAAAAUGUAUAAGAAAAAACAACAUCAGUUCAAUGUGAGCAGAAAUCA
Haplochromis burtoni (Burton's mouthbrooder) is the source of this 2004-nucleotide messenger RNA. RefSeq names its product trypsin. Bases 57 to 851 code for a protein of 264 amino acids. The transcript has 5 exons. Gene Ontology annotation, molecular function: serine-type endopeptidase activity. NCBI's taxonomy places the organism in Eukaryota, Metazoa, Chordata, Actinopteri, Cichliformes, Cichlidae. Gene Ontology annotation, biological process: proteolysis. The record is from RefSeq and is a predicted model, not a curated record.